This is a messenger RNA of Gadus macrocephalus (Pacific cod), 1787 nucleotides long. RefSeq names its product caspase recruitment domain-containing protein 10-like. Bases 393 to 1148 code for a protein of 251 amino acids. NCBI's taxonomy places the organism in Eukaryota, Metazoa, Chordata, Actinopteri, Gadiformes, Gadidae. The record is from RefSeq and is a predicted model, not a curated record. The transcript is spliced from 5 exons.
ACAGGGAGGGUCAGGGGUCACACCCAACUACAACAGGUAGGGUCAGGGGUCACUACGACAGGUAGGGUCAGGGGUCACACCGAACUACAACAGGUAGGGUCAGGGUUGUCGAUACACUUGCCAGGUGUUAUGAUAUGUAACGCUUGUAACGGUCGAUGCUCCGUUGUCCCUCUCAGGGCCCAGCAGCUGCUGCUGCUGCGACUCAGAACCAUGGCCUCGGAGCAGAAGAAAUUCAAGAAGAAGGUGGUACGUCUGCCCGCCUCAAGGCUACUGACACAAGCUCAGGAGGUAGAGCGGGAUGGCUGGUAACCUCCGGUUACCAGCCAUCUCGAGGUGACCCUGAGCAAGACGCCUCUACCUGACUGCUCCUGACAAGCUGGCUGUUGCCUUGGAUGAAAGCAUCAGCAAAAUCCCCUUCAUUUAAAAAAGUAGAAUGUGUGUUCUCUCCUGCAGCUCUCCAGGAAGGCGGUGGCCCGGCGGGUGCGUCUGGUGAAGGCCGUGGCUCCGGGCGCCGGGGGCCCGUCCACCCAGGUCCUCUACACGCUGAGCCACCGCCAGGAGGAGCAGCUGAUCCCCUACAGCCUGGUGCAGCCGGUGCAGGCGGGGGCGCGGCGGCCGGUUCUCUUCUCCCCCUCGCCGCUCUCCAGGGGGCUCAUAGAGCAGCUGCUGCAGCCCGCCAUGUCCCAGCUGCAGUUCAACACCUGCCCUCCAGAACCCAUCCCGGCCACGAGAGGUGCCAGAAACACGUGUUUAUGCUGAACCCCUCGAUUCCAGACGACUCUCUGGGCAUCAGGCUGCAGUCCAUACAAGACAUCGUCAGCCAGGAUAAGCACUGUCUGCUGGAGCUCAGCCUGGCCAAUGUGCAGGGCCUGCUGAAGCAGGGAGUGUACCCAAUCGUCAUCCACAUCCAGCCCAAGAACAAGAAGUACGGGAGACUGAAGAAGUGGUUUCCCCAGUGCGGAGAGGAGAAGUUGAUUGAGGAUCUGUGUCGGAGGGAGGAACUGCAGCUGGAGACUCUUCCACUGUUCCACCACACGCUGGAGCCCAGCCGCUGGAGCAGCACGGACGACCUGCUGUCCGCCAUCCGCAGUGCCAUCGACAGCCAACAGAGGGCGGUAGCCUGGGUGGAAUUUGAGAGACUGCAGUAACCGCAGCCGGCCGCCAUACGCAGUGCCAUCCAGGACCAGCAGAGGGCGUGGCGCAGGUGGAAGUACCGUCCUUAGCCAGUAGAGGGCACUGGGAUUGGUGGAACUGGACAGACUUCAGUAACUGCAAGGCAGGUUAUUGACCAGUAGGCGACACAUGCACCUCGCCCACAAAAAAGGAAAUUUGGCAUUUCAUAGGAUUUAAACCACUGCAGUCUUUUUUAAUCAAACGACUGCAAAACCUUUGUUUGUAGAUAGAUUAUCGGAUGUGUUAUUGUCCUAUUGCGGUUGCUAUAUAUGUAAAUUCAUUCAUUUAAAUUAAUAGGGCUAUUGGCACAACAGUACCAAUACUUGGUACUGUUUUGUUCUGGGGCUGACAGCGGCUGGCACAGUCCACCAGAACAGACGUUCUCACAGAGCCUUUCACUCACUCUGGCAGCGUCUUUAGAGGGCCAUGGGGGUAGAUUACCAGGCUGUAUACCUCAAAGAUUCACUCAGGUGUUAUUCUCAUCCAAUCCAGAACCGGCCAAGGAAAUAACUCUUCGGAUCUGUAUUUUUUUUAAUCUGUUGACCAGGUUAAAGUUCAAAUAGUUUCACUUUGUGUUUGUACAAAUGCACAACCUUAAAACUUUGUUUUUUCUA